AUGCCUGGCAAACGUCUUCUAGUCGAGAUAGCUUCGUACAACACGAAUUUACAAGGCGAUGAAGGUGUAUCCCAAGAUUUAGUCGACUGGCUCUGUCCGACGCUGGAUGUCUCCCGCGUACGAGAGCGCAAAGCACCGGACAUCAUCGCAGUAGGCUUCCAAGAGCUUCUACCGUUGCAUCUUGGGUUUGCUGGUCUUUCAAAUGCGGUCAUCAACAACAGGAACACUCAGAUCCUCUCUCAGAUAGAAGCACAUUCUCCGAGCAAGGAGCGGUACUCGUUGAUAGCCAAGGUGGUUAACGUAGGCGUUGCUCUACUUGUCUACGGCCGCGACGACAGCGUGGCGCGUACAGUGUGCGAUGUACAGACGCAGUGGACGGGGUGCGGGCCGGCCUACAUGGGCAACAAGGGCGCCGUAGGCGUGAGGUUCAGAGUACCAGGAGAGGACGGUGGGAUCGGAGAGGUCUAUACUUUUGUGUGCGCACAUCUUACUGCGCAUUCACAUGAGCUGCAGCGACGCAUUCACGAUUUUCACCAUGUUGUUCGCACCCUUAUCUUCCCGGCACUGCCUUUCUCGGAGUCAAGAUCGCCGACAACUAUCUAUUCUACCUCACAUUUAUUCUUCUUUGGCGACCUGAACUUCAGGCUUGCGAUACCCGCCUCCCGCGGACUCGCAGAUCCAUCCCAACGCUCCAGCCUUGUCGAAACAUUGACAGAUGAAGAAGGCCGUCGGAGCUUGAGAGAAUGCGAUGAGCUGCUCGUGGAGCGCGACAUUAAAGGCAGCAUCUUCAUGGGCCUCCGAGAAGGCGAAUUCUGGAGAUUCAACUGUAGCUACAAGUACAAACUGGGAGAGGUUGAUAACUUCGAUCCGAAAAGAAUACCCGCUUGGACGGAUAGGAUUAUGUAUACUACGUUCGCAGAUACCCCCGAUGCAUCAGCAGAGUCUAGCAUCGCAAACCUUCUCUAUACUACGAUACCCUCAUACACGAGAUCCGACCACAAACCAGUUGUAGCUCUUCUCCUCUUACCGCCUUCCGAGCCAACGGCUCCGACACUCCCCGUGCUCCAGUUAGCUCCUGACUACCAUCCUGCACCCGACCCGCUGGCCGCUAUCAAGAGAUAUACCGGCCGGUUGCUCGACCGUGUGUUGGGAUAUGUAUGGUGGGCCAUCGUGCUUCUUGGUGCAGGUUCCACCAUCGUUGGUAUCUGCAACUUCGUUCUGGGCCUAGGCAUCUGGGGCUGGUGGAACUCGAGCUGGUGGAAUUCGAGAGGACAGUCCGCGGAACAGAGUUGA
This is a messenger RNA of Sparassis crispa, 1293 nucleotides long. RefSeq lists its product as hypothetical. NCBI's taxonomy places the organism in Eukaryota, Fungi, Basidiomycota, Agaricomycetes, Polyporales, Sparassidaceae. The record is from RefSeq and is a predicted model, not a curated record. Gene Ontology annotation, biological process: phosphatidylinositol dephosphorylation. Bases 1 to 1293 code for a protein of 430 amino acids. The transcript is spliced from 5 exons. Gene Ontology annotation, molecular function: phosphatidylinositol-4,5-bisphosphate 5-phosphatase activity.